GUUCAUGUAAUACUGAUGCAGCAUGUCUGACUGAAUGUGAAACAGAACGAGUUACUGCUGAAAGAAUUUCCUCUUUUACAUCACUUUUCCUCCACAGUUCAAUUCAGCACAAGACGUGAAAGCCGUUGGUCGGUUUUUGUGCUCAUGUUUCCUAGAAAACGUACGAUGGCAUCCAACUCCACGGUGAGAGACGGAGGUGUGAACGACAGCGGCGGUGUGGAAAUUCUUUGUGAUGAGAUGGUUGACUUUGAAACCUUCAGUGGUGCCUUCUUCAUUUUGAUCUUCAUCUUCAGCUUCACAUGCAACUGUCUCCUCGUAUUUGUUCUCGUCAUCUACGAGGACCUAAGACAUGUCACAAAUAUAUUCAUCCUGAACCUGGCCUGUUCCGAUUUGAUCUUCACUGUCACUCUUCCAUUUUCUGCCGUCUAUCAGCUGCACCAAUGGGUCUUUGGUGAGUUUGCCUGCAAGUUGAUGAUUGCGGCAUACAUUGUUGGUUUGUACAGUAGCAUCAUUCUACUGACCGCCAUGACCGUGGAUCGUUUCAGAACAGUGGUGCUGCACAACUGGCCAGCCAACUCUGCAAGGAGGCAGAGGUGUGCCAUGGUCAGCUGUGCAGCCGCCUGGGUCCUCAGCAUUGCUGCAUCCGUGAGGGAUGCUAUCAAAGUGACGGUGGAAGACUGGGAUGGUAUUUACAGGUGUGAGGAUCCCUCUGAUGGCCAUGAUGACAAGCUGGGGUAUUAUCUCCAAGUGUCAUUGCUCUUCUUCCUCCCAUUUGCCAUCAUUGUUUUCUGCUAUUCUGCCAUACUCAAGACAGUGUUGCAGGCUUCAAACAGGAGAAAGCACAGGACCGUGGUAGUGGUGUUAUGUAUUGUUGCAGCCUUCUUCGUCUGCUGGGGACCUCACAAUAUUUUGAUUUUGAUCGGGUCUUUGUAUGAACCCAAGAGCUGUUCUGCAAUGGAACGCUUGUUUAAUGCGUAUUACAUUUGUCGUAUACUUGCUUAUUCUCACUGCUGUAUGAACCCUCUGCUGUAUAUGCUCUCACACAAGUUGCAAAGGCAUCUAUUGGAUCUUUUACGCUGCGAGAAGGUCCGCAGGAAGAACAGGGGGAGAGACACUUCUGUUGUUCAAAAUGUAGCUUUUACAGCACAAAACUCUGCUGUCAUGUUGGAACUAAACACCACAUAGACAUUCGCUUGUGAAAUGAGACAUCUGAAAAUGUUUGUAUGUGAUAUUUGUAUUUAAUUAAUUUGUUUUUGUAUAUUUCCUUAAAGAUAAGAGGUGGUCUAUUCUUCUGUAAUUAUUUUAUAAAUAUAUGUAAAGAAUGUCAGUGUGUGUGAUGAUAUGUGGCACUGCUGCACUUUCUGUCAUUAUGAAGGAAAACAUUGCUGUGCUGUUACUGUAAUACAAUUAAAUAACAUUUACUGGA
Messenger RNA from Cottoperca gobio, 1426 nucleotides. RefSeq names its product chemokine XC receptor 1-like. The transcript is spliced from 2 exons. Gene Ontology annotation, biological process: cell chemotaxis; G protein-coupled receptor signaling pathway; calcium-mediated signaling. Gene Ontology annotation, cellular component: membrane; external side of plasma membrane. The record is from RefSeq and is a predicted model, not a curated record. Gene Ontology annotation, molecular function: C-C chemokine receptor activity; C-C chemokine binding. The coding region runs from base 145 to 1185 and encodes 346 amino acids. Lineage: Eukaryota; Metazoa; Chordata; Actinopteri; Perciformes; Bovichtidae.